Pieris macdunnoughi is the source of this 3375-nucleotide messenger RNA. NCBI's taxonomy places the organism in Eukaryota, Metazoa, Arthropoda, Insecta, Lepidoptera, Pieridae. The record is from the annotation of a GenBank genome assembly.
AUGGAGAGUGUGUUUCUGAAACAAGUGCAACCGCACGUUUUUAAAGCUCUGAAGGAUGUAGAUAUUGAAACGCUUAUGAAGAGUUCAUCAGAAGAAAUAAGGCCCAUCAUUCCCUGUCUUGUGCGAAUGGCACUUUUAUCACCAUUAGAUAUAACUAGAUAUUGUGCAGAAGCAAAGAAAGAUAUACUUACUCUUUUAUCCGGUAUUGAUUUGGUAAAUUUCAUUGUAUCUUUACUAUCUAUUGAGUUUCAUGCACUAGAAGUAGACCUUAAAAAAGAACAACAAAUGAGACAAAAAAAUGGAUCUCAGAAUGUUGAAUCUUUUUUAAUACAGAACAUUGUAAAUGGCAUAGCAAAUGAUUUUGAACAAUCUGAUUCAGCUAGAAGAGUGAGGUUGGUUUUAUCUGAAUUACUCCAAAUGCAAGCACAAUUAUCGGAAUAUAACCAGAAUCGAACAGCAAAUAGUGAAAGUACAGUUAAACCCUCUGAAUUAUUUGAUAAUGAUGUAUAUCUUGAGGAAGUAACAGAUGUAAUUUGUAUAAGUCUUGCCGAAUUACCUAAUUUGCUAAAUAUUUGUGACAUAGUGGAAGUUCUUCUUUAUGUAAAUAAAGGUCCUACUAUAAUAUCAUGGGUUGUAGCAAAUAUGCCUGAUACUUUACAAGAUGUUGCUGAGUCAUUGGUGAUGAAUGCUGAAAGAGGGGAAGAAGGAGGUAUUAGAGCAAAAGCUCUCUCCACAUUGUGUGACAUGUGUCCAUAUAUGGCAGCAUCAAUAAGAGCCAAAGCAGCAUCUGUGUCUCGUUUACCAUCCCUUCUCAUAAACCUCACUCUGACGCACCAUCAAGAUGAUUUGGUUUCAUUUGUAUCAAGCCUUUUAUUAGGUUCUGAUCAAAACACAAGGUCAUGGUAUGCCCCAUUUUUAAGAAAUUCACAUAAAAGAGGCAAAGGUGAUGGACACAAUGCACUUAUAAAGCUUCGCCAGGAAUUACUUAAUAGAUUGAAAAAAGCUUCAGCAGGAGUUGAUGCUUCAGCACUAUUAAGACUGUACUGUGCUCUGAGAGGAAUUGCCGGCAUCAAAUUUCAAGAUGAUGAAGUGUCUGGACUUCUAAGACUUGUUACACAAAAACCACCACCAACAGCUGCUGGAGUUCGAUUUGUUUCAUUGAGUCUAUGUAUGAUCCUUGCCUGUCCAUCUCUUAUGGCUGCUCCAGAACAUGAAAAGAAAGCAAUUGAAUGGGUGCAAUGGCUUGUGAAAGAAGAAGCCUAUUUCGAAAGCAACUCUGGAUUUACUGCAUCAUUUGGUGAGAUGUUAUUGUUGAUUGCUAUCCAUUUUCACUCUGGCCAAUUAGCUGCAGUUGGAGAACUGGUUUGUGCCACUCUAGGAAUGAGAGUGCCCGUACGGCCGAAUGGGUUGGCGCGUAUAAAACAGGCCUUUACUCAGGAAAUAUUUACAGAACAGGUGGUUACUGCACAUGCUGUUAAAGUUCCUGUAACUGCCAACCUCAAUAGUAACAUUGCUGGCUAUUUACCUGUGCACUGUAUCCAUCAGUUACUAAAAUCUAGAGCAUUUUCGAAACACAAGGUUCCCAUAAAAAAUUGGAUAUAUCGUCAAAUCUGCAAUUGUACAGCCCCAUUGCACCCAGUCAUGCCUGCUCUAGUUGAAGUUUACGUCAAUUCAAUAUUAGUCAUAAAUAACAAAGGAUCCAAUGAAUAUUUUAACCAACCAAUAACGGAAGAGGAAAUAAAGAAAGUAUUCAGAAACUCUAUAUUUGGUGUCAACUUUGAUGGCCAGAAUAAAUCCUCAUUUACCCCAAUGGAAAUCGAUGGUGAAUCAGCAGUCGAUAUCACCAUCGAAAAGCCGACAUUAGCUUCACAGUUGCUUCUAAUUUACUAUCUUUUGCUCUAUGAAGACAUUCGACUGACUAAUGCCGCUCUGCUGAUCGCAAAUGGCAGAAAAAUCAAAAGCUAUUCUACCUCGUUCCUCUCUGAACUUCCGAUCAAGUAUUUGCUUCAUCAAGCGCAAAAAGAUCAGUCGAGUUACGGAGGACUUUUCAGUCCCUUAUUACGUCUUUUGGCGACACACUUCCCACAGUUAUCUUUAGUAGACGACUGGAUGGACGAUCAAGUUUUCGGAGACUCGUGUCGCCAUCAUGUAGAUUUCAAAUUGUCGGAAACGUUCAUUAAUGAGGCUUUUAAUAGUAUCGAAACGAAUCCGUACAAAACUGGCAAAGUUUUAAAGGCAAUGCUUAGUAAAAAUCCUACUGAAAUUUGGCCAUUCGCCGAGACAUUUGUGAAACACGUGAAAUGCGUCCUUGGUGAAGGGGUCCCACGACAUAUUCAGGAAUUAUAUAGAGAAGUAUGGCUUCGAUUGAACACAGUGUUGCCGCGAUGUCUGUGGAUAAUGACAAUCAAUGCUCUUCUGGACAUAAAUAGUGGUGCUAAAAAUGUCACAAUAACCCAGGAAAAUGUUCUUGUGGACCCAUUGCAAGUAUUACGGUGUGAUAUACGAGUUUUUCGAUGUGGGCCAGUACUAAAAAUUAUCUUGAGAAUAUUAGAAGCAAGUUUGGCGGCCUCAAGGUGUCAGCUGAGUCGCCACUUGUUGGAUAAACCGCUAUUGGAGAAAAGCGGUCAACUAACAUCUGAUUCAGAAAGAGAAGAGCUCAAAAAUGCCUUGGUCGCGGCACAAGAAAGCGCCGCGCUCCAAAUAUUGCUAGAAGCUUGUCUCGAGACUUCAGAAGAUCAGUUAAAGCCCGAAUUGAUGUGGUCCUUAAGAGAAGUUCGGAGUAUAAUAUGCUCUUUUCUACAUCAAAUAUUUAUUUCAGAACCCUCACUUGCUAAACUCGUACAUUUUCAAGGGUAUCCAAAGGAGUUGCUGCCCAUCACUGUACAAGGAAUACCCUCAAUGCACAUUUGUCUUGACUUCAUUCCAGAACUUCUAAGCCAAGCGUCUCUAGAGAAACAGAUCUUUGCCGUUGAUCUAGUCUCUCAUUUGUCGAUUCAGUAUGCAUUACCCAAAGCGAUGUCGAUCGCCAGAUUAUGCAUUAACACCCUAUCUACGUUACUAUCAGUUUUGCCGAGCGAUUUGCGUCUUGAGUUGUUUCAACCAGUUCUCAAAUCACUAGUUAGAAUUUGCACAGCAUUUCCCUCCCUUUUAGAAGAUAUCACUUCACUUUUAUUACAGUUGGGAAGAAUUUGUGAAUCACAAGCUUCACUGGGUCAUUGUUGGAAUGACACAAACAUAUUAGGGGAGGGCGCUUAUGUACUAUCAGAUGUGCAAAGCGAUACUAAAGUAUUGGUUUCCGAAGUUCUCUGUCGAGAUAUUAAAAGUGCUAUGUCCGAAGUAGUGCAAAAGGCUCUGUUGAAUGACAAAUUACACUAA